Messenger RNA from Penicillium brevicompactum, 1518 nucleotides. Its product is annotated as LYAR-type C2HC zinc finger protein. Gene Ontology annotation, biological process: rRNA processing; negative regulation of transcription by RNA polymerase II. Lineage: Eukaryota; Fungi; Ascomycota; Eurotiomycetes; Eurotiales; Aspergillaceae. Bases 1 to 1518 code for a protein of 505 amino acids. Gene Ontology annotation, cellular component: nucleolus. Gene Ontology annotation, molecular function: DNA binding. The record is from RefSeq and is a predicted model, not a curated record. The transcript is spliced from 4 exons.
AUGGUUUCUUUCUCUUGCGAGGCUUGCGGUGACGUUCUCACCAAGAAGAAGCUCGACCCCCAUCGCGGCCAAUGUCAUGGCGCUUCCUUUACCUGUAUUGAUUGCAUGGUGCACUUUUGGGGGACCGAGUACAGAUCGCAUACGUCCUGCAUGAGCGAAGCGCAAAAGUACCAGGGUGCUCUCUACAAGGAGAAGCCCACCAAGAACCAAAAGAAGGGACAGAACAAUCAGAAACAGAAUGCCAACGCCCAUGCCAACGCGAAGCAAGCCCCCAACAACCGCCACCAGCAACCCCGUUGCGUCCCCCCCGCUCCGGCACCGGCAAAUGACAAGCCUGUCAAUGUGUUUGACUACCUGGUCACGGAGCAGACUCCAAACGCUUCCAAGGUCUCUAUCGUGGAACCCAAGGAACAGAUGAAGAUGAAGACCAAUGCCAAAUCGGUAUUCGAACCCAGUGAUGCCUUGGCUCGCUUUGAGGCCAACCCGACUACGGACGACGAGGGUAAGAACUACGAUGUCGCUUACCACGAGCAUGGCUUCUCCUACGGCACUGGCAAUAUCCCGCAUUCGGACCUUCCCCCUAACGUAUCUACAGAAUUUGUCACACCCGCACCCAAGAAGAAGAAGGACCGCAAGGAGAAGGUACCCGGCACUGCCAGCGAGAAGAAGCGCAAGCGCGGACAACCAGAUGCUCUCAGCACCCCCCGCGACGGAGCCGAUACCCCAAUGAUGGAUGCCCCCUCCAGCAUUAUCAACAAUGCUGGUACCCCAAUGCUGAACCACUCUGGUCUCACCGGUGGCUUGAACCGCAUGAUGCGCUCGCCCUCUCCUGGCGACGACAGCCCGGAGACCCACCGCCGCGCCUACCAGGACACUUCAUCCCCGAUCAAGCGCAGUCGCCGCAAUGGUAAAGAAGUUAACGGUAACGGAGAUCCCGGUCUGGGAAUAUCCAUGAAGAAUCGCGCUGAGCGCCUUGUGUCCUCCAUGUUCGGCGGAUCGGCAGUCUCCAGCGCCAGCGGCAGCACAGAGGUCAACCCCAAGGCAGUGGUGCGUGCCCGCCGCGGCAGCUCCUCCAGCGCCGAAGGUCAAAUCGAAGUCCGCAAGAGUAAGAAGUCACACCGUGCGCGCGAUUCUCCCGAGGAGACCCGCAAGUCCAAGCGCAAGAGCAGCAACCCUGCUGACGAACGGCCCAGUCGUCGUCUGAAGCAGAUCGACGACGGUCGUGGCUCAGCGGACUCACCUAGCCACCAGGUCAUGGUUUACAAGAAGUCCAAGCCGCCUGCGCGCACAGAUGAGGAUCUUCAACGUGAACUUGCCCAUCAUUUCCUUUCCAUCGUGCCUCAGGGUAGUACCCGCGGCUGUUCGAUUAACAAGACGCUCAAGCGGCUCCAUCGUGAUCUCGAGAACGAGUACGAGACCGAAGCUGGCUACCAACGCAGACUUGAUGAUGAGAAGGAUCUUUGGAGAGCUUUGAGAUUGCGUCGCAACGACCGUGGCGAGAUUGUCCUUUUCAUCUAG